UAUCGUUUCUCGAGAAGAAGACGUGAUUUCGUUGUAAAUUUCAAGUCAGGAGCGCCAAAGUGGUAAAGUAUUGCUGUGACAUAUCUGCAUUCUGUUGGGAUGACGAGGAUAUGUGAAUUUCCAAACGGUCUGAAAAGUUCUAGAAGAGGUUUUCAUCACUAACUUUUUCACUAAAUUCACACAAAAAAGAGACAGGCGCUUAUCUUCGCAGAUUGAAAUUUUCAGCGUGGAAGUCUAUAUGAGAGAACUUGGGUGUUACGAUAGGAACGUCCAGCUUAGCUUUGGGCCACAUGGAGAGGAUGAGUGGUGGUGAUAACUGUGAGGCAGUUAAUGUGAGUAUGUCUCCAUCUCAGUUGGUGGACUCAGUUCAGCUCUCAGUCGUAGAUCUUCAGGCAGCUCAGGAGAUGGGUGAAGGCGAUGUGCGGCAGAUAAUUGUACAAGCUGGACAAGGUAUGGAUGACCGGGAUGAAGAUUCAGAACCAUCAGCAAAACGACAGAAAAUUCAGGACGUCAACAACAGUUUUAUGAAGGAAAUGUCUGUGAAGCAAAUUUUGUUCAACAUAAACAAAGCGAUUUGCCUGAGACUAGAUGGCAUAGAACACAAAAUAGAAAAUGCCUGUGCUAGGUUGAGAGAUGUAGAAGACAAACUUGAAACGUUUUUAACCACAGCACGUCAGAAUGGAAGUACAGUCUUUCUGAAUAAUUCACAGAAAAAGGGAACACCUCCUUAUUCUCGUCGGAACAGUGCUGUGAUUGUUGGCCUUCCUCAAGAGCGGUUCUCCACUCCUGCUCCUGGUCAAGAUAAUUCGUUUCAAAACCUGGGUCCGAAUGUGACACUUAUAACCCUUAACACAGAAGAUGAUUAUCCAAAUGGGUGCUGGUUGGGGGAUGAUACAAAUCCAGAGAUGCGAGUAAGGGUUCCAAUCACACAGAGUGACUUACUCCACAUUCACUCGAACUGUCGCACAGCAGAAAAGAUGGCUCUGACUUUACUGGACUACUUGUUCGAUCGAGAAACACAAGCAAAUUCGAAUGUCUCUGGAUUAGGCAAACAUGGGAAAAAACAGCUGGAUCCCCUUAUGAUUUACGGUAUCAGAUGUCACUUGAUACACAGAUUUGCUAUCACAGAAAAUGAUUGGCAUCGCAUAAAACAGAAUAUUGACUCAAAAUGCAGAACAGCUUUUCGCCGUAAGCAGAAGGGAAUGCCAUUGACUGUGAAAGGGUUUCGUGGAAAAGCUGCCACAAUGGUGGACGGAAUGGCCAAUGAUACAUUGAGUGAUGAAGAUUCUUUUCAGGAUGGAGACCUAAGAAUUGCACAUGUGAGUGGUGGUGUGGACCUGCAGCAUGCUGUUACUAUGCAGACACCAGGUUUAUCAGGAGGAGAGAUACAGAUUUUACAUGCCACCCCUGAGCAGAUAUCCCAGCUACAGCAUGCUCAGCACAUCCAGAUAUUGCAAGGAGAUGGGGUAAUACAGCAAAUACAGGGAGGAGAGAGUGGAGGAAACAUGCAUGUGGCAGUAUCCUUGCCUAAUGAGACAAUACAGGUGGCCCAGGUGACAACAGAGACGGGGGAAGUGUUACAGAUACAUCAACAAUCUGGGGAAGGUGUAGAUGAUGAGACACUGGCUCAGUAACACACUACCCACAGCUCCCUGCACACCCCCCACAGCUCCCUGCACACCCCCACAUCCUUCAUCUUUUACAGCUGGGUGAAGAGGUUUCCAAUCAGUUGUCCAUCACCGCAAAUGACUUAGCCAUAAAGCUUAUGACAGGCAUUAGGUGAUUGUGUAAUCGUCUUAUUGUAGGAGUUCAUAGAAACUCUAGUUUCACAAAACAUUGUACUGUAACACAUAACCUGGCACCCAGUGAAAGUCAGUUAACAGAAUAUUCUAAAACUUUAAUAUUCCAACAAACUGAGCAUCAAGGCAAUUACCUUCAUAGAACUUUUAUUGGCUUGCAGCCAAUUUAAAGGCUCUCAGAAAUCCACAUUGUAAACAAGUUCAAACAUGGAAUCCCAUAAGCCAAUCAGAAUUCACUAUGUUUCGUUGGUUCUCCUACCAAACUGUACACUCAACACUGUGUAACCCACGGCAGAUUAGGGUAUUUCAACACUUCAAAAAUCUGAGCUAUACAUGUACCUCUGAAAUGGUCAUUACCCUCUAACCUACCCUUUAUGCUAGGAGUGUUGUUUUUCACACUGUGGCAGCUGAGUGGAACGCUCUUCAUCCUCGUACUCAUACAGUAAUAAAGUGCUACUCUUGAUCUAAAUUUUGAGGUUUGUUACUCUGUAUUAUUUAUUAAGCAGUGAUUUUCUUGUAUGCUGUUGUUGGCUAUUCAAGUUGAGUUACUUAAAAAUUCUGUAGUUUUGUGGAGCAUUGCUUUAUGUAUAUGUCUUUCAAAAUCAAGAGUUUCGUUGGGUCAUAUAAGCUUGUUAAUACUGUCUCUUAAAUGUUAAUGGAUAAUUUAUUGUUAAGUUGUUUUCUUUAUUUGUGAGAAGCAGUUUGAUGGUUGAAGAUUAUGAGUUCUCAAAUACAUGAAAUUGAAGAAAAUUUUGUCAAGUAACUCAGCGUGAAGCACAUGAACAUUGGUUUUUCAACUUAAGUAUUAUAUAAUGAUCCUUUUUGAAUGAAUUAAGUUUGUCCUGUUCUGUCUCAGUGAUAUUUUGCUUCAUAGAUCAUUCUGUGUUAAUUACCUUACUAUUUUGAGAUGCUGUUGUUAAGUAUGGUUUCAGAAUGGAGAUAGGACAGAAAAAGUCUCCAAUCCAAGCUGUAAAGUGAUCUUAACAUCCUUGGGGUUUUAUUGUUACCAUACAUGGUAUGAAUAAUGGGCAAACAUUCAUUUGGAGUAAAACAAUUUGGUUGCUUCAGUUAAACUGGUUUAUGUUACAAUAUUUGGUUCUAAUUUAAUAUUGUGGUGUACAUGGAGUGUAAUGUACACCUUUGGCUGUUAAAUCAAACCCACAUCUGAAUAUUGCAUGUGUGGUUUGGUUUAAUGCUCUUUAUCAAUAUAGCCAAUAACAAUAUAUUCCAAAAAUAGUCUUGUCAACUUCAUGAACAGAAAAUAGUUUUGUUACGCUUCAAAUACAGGACAUUUUCAAGCCUGUUUAUUUGAAUUAUUGGAUUGUGUUUGUACAAAUAUUAAUUUGAACAGUGUUUUGACUAAAUACUGAAAUAUUCUCUAUAGUGUAUUACACAUUUUUGCAUAAUUGUAAGGUUUUACAUUAAAUUCCAAAU
Liolophura sinensis is the source of this 3233-nucleotide messenger RNA. RefSeq names its product protein BANP-like. The transcript is spliced from 12 exons. The record is from RefSeq and is a predicted model, not a curated record. Bases 291 to 1634 code for a protein of 447 amino acids. Gene Ontology annotation, molecular function: DNA binding. Lineage: Eukaryota; Metazoa; Mollusca; Polyplacophora; Chitonida; Chitonidae. Gene Ontology annotation, biological process: protein localization to nucleus; negative regulation of protein catabolic process.